This is a messenger RNA of Ctenocephalides felis (cat flea), 1296 nucleotides long. Its product is annotated as DC-STAMP domain-containing protein 2-like. The record is from RefSeq and is a predicted model, not a curated record. NCBI's taxonomy places the organism in Eukaryota, Metazoa, Arthropoda, Insecta, Siphonaptera, Pulicidae. The transcript has 2 exons.
AUGUCGUUUUUUCGUGCAAUUAUAAAAGCAAGUUUGCUCGAGAGAAAACUAUUGCGUUAUCAAGAAGAGAAGAAAGUAGCCCUCAACGAUUACCUUAAAGGUAGAAAACGCAGACGUGCGAAAAUACCCCCAAAGUUUAAUUCAAUCGAGCAGCAAUUUGCUGGAGCGUCAUUAUGGCGCAGAAUGCGAAAAGAUGGAACCUUUGCAAAUGCUGUGAUGAAGAGCUUCUUUGGAUUCUGUGGAGGCUUUGUAUUGACUUACAUUUUCUUCGUAUUUUUUGUUUUCCAACUGAAUUUUACCAUGUGGAGUGCAACCUGCUUGGCUUCAGUGGUAGGGUGUAUUUUAACCCUUGGCCUGGCAUUUAGUAAACGUGUACGAUGUAUGGUUUUUCUAUUGCUGCCUCAGUUUUUUAGUAAAAGAGGACGCCAAGCCUUGGCUGCUUAUGCCUUUAUAUUAGCUUUGACAGGACCAGCAAAAAACACUUUACACAACACGAAUGUUUUAUCGGAGUCAUUAGCUUGUGGGCAAGAACAACUCAAAUCAGCAGCAAGAGAAGUAAUAAAUAUAAUCAAAAAACCAUACUACGCCAUCAAGAAUGCUAUCAAAAAGCUUGCAAGCAUUAUAUCAAAAAUUAUUGAAAAAUUGCGAGCAGCCUUCACUGCCUUGAAAAAAAUAAUAAUGGGCAUUUUAGGGGUUAUCAAAUCUGCGUUUCAAUGGCUUGGCAGUGUGGUGAAUAUUUGUAACAAGAAAUUUGGAACACCUUUUCAAAGAUGUAUGAACGUUUUUGAUGAUGCAAUAGUGGAUUGCAAAGCUAAAUUAGGAAGUGUGUUCGGUUGGAUGUGUUCUGUGGCGUAUGUUGCAAGUGCACUCUGCUACACGGUGAAAUUUUGGGUAAACUAUAUUUGUAUGCUGCUCGACUUCAUCAGUGACAGCAUAAUUGGAAGUAUCAAGAAGAGGUUUCGCCGUUUUGUCACUCACAUCCGAACUAUGUUUUUUGUAUCCAUAAAAUUUAAGCAUUCCUUUGAUUUCGAGACAAAUCAGUCAAGAUCGAUGAGCGAAGUGGCCGCCGGAAUGAUGACGGAGGUCAAACAUAGAACUGAUACAGUUUUAGCCGUUUUCGACUGGAUGAGUUGUGCAACUAGCUUCUUUUUUCUGUUUAUUGUUGUAAAGGUCUUCAAUUAUCGGAGGAAGUAUUUGACUGUAGAACAUUUCGAUAACAGGUAAGUAUAAAAGAAUCAUAGAAUAUGUGGUAAGGUUUCUCAAAUCGUGCCACUUCCUAAGUUUUACUCCAAAUGA